Molecule: messenger RNA, 5745 nt
Organism: Fukomys damarensis (Damara mole-rat)
Lineage: Eukaryota; Metazoa; Chordata; Mammalia; Rodentia; Bathyergidae
Gene: Kcnq5
Product: potassium voltage-gated channel subfamily Q member 5
Exons: 15
Coding region: 355-2859 (834 amino acids)
Biological process (GO): potassium ion transport; transmembrane transport
Cellular component (GO): membrane
Molecular function (GO): voltage-gated potassium channel activity
Source: RefSeq, a predicted model, not a curated record
AGGUGUCUUAGUUACUUUUCUUGUUGCUAAAACAAAUACUGGACAACCAAUGUUAAAGGGGGGGCAGGUUUAUUUAGCUGACAGUUUGUAGAGGUUUCAGUUCCUGUCAGCUGGCUCCAAGGCAGGGGGGCGUGGCAGUGGGGUGUGGCAGAAGACAAGCAGCAGCAAUAAACAACACCACCACAGCUCUUUCUGCGUCUUGUACCUCACCCAGGCUGCCUGUCUUUAGGGAGUGUAGCAUUCACACCCUUAAUCCCAGCAUCAAACUGUGAAUCAAUCCUAAAAUCACUUCCUUGAUCCCAGCAGCACAAACCCUAGAUUCAGCUGCCUCUGAAGAAUCUCAACUGUGAUCCCAUGAGGCUUGGCAGGGGGUGCAAUCUAGAUGCAAGCUGUAACAAGAAAGGUUUUCUCCUUGUCUUUGGUUGCUUGAUUUUGUCAGUGUUUUCUACCAUCCCUGAGCAUACAAAAUUGGCCUCAAGUUGCCUCUUAAUUCUGGAGUUCGUGAUGAUUGUCGUCUUUGGUCUGGAGUUCAUCGUUCGAAUCUGGUCAGCAGGUUGCUGCUGUCGGUAUAGAGGAUGGCAAGGAAGACUGAGGUUCGCCCGAAAGCCCUUCUGUGUUAUAGAUACCAUUGUUCUUAUCGCGUCAAUCGCAGUAGUUUCUGCAAAAACUCAGGGUAACAUUUUUGCCACGUCCGCGCUCAGAAGUCUUCGUUUCCUACAGAUCCUACGCAUGGUGCGCAUGGACCGAAGGGGCGGCACUUGGAAAUUACUAGGAUCUGUGGUUUAUGCUCACAGCAAGGAGUUAAUCACAGCUUGGUACAUAGGAUUUUUGGUUCUUAUAUUUUCAUCUUUCCUUGUCUAUUUGGUGGAAAAGGAUGCCAAUAAAGAGUUUUCUACAUACGCAGAUGCUCUCUGGUGGGGCACAAUCACAUUGACGACUAUUGGCUAUGGAGACAAAACUCCCCUGACUUGGCUGGGAAGGUUGCUGUCUGCAGGCUUUGCACUCCUGGGCAUUUCUUUCUUUGCACUCCCUGCUGGCAUUCUUGGCUCAGGUUUUGCACUAAAAGUACAGGAACAACACCGCCAGAAACACUUCGAGAAGAGAAGAAACCCAGCUGCCAACCUCAUUCAGUGCGUUUGGCGCAGUUAUGCAGCAGAUGAGAAAUCUGUUUCCAUUGCAACCUGGAAGCCGCACUUGAAGGCUUUGCACACCUGCAGCCCCACCAAGAAAGAACAAGGGGAGACAGCAAGCAGUAAGCUCUGCGGUAAUAAGCAGAAGCUCUUCCGAAUGUACACCUCCCGGAAGCAGAGUCAGAAGCUAAGUUUUAAGGAGCGGGUGCGCAUGGCCAGCCCGAGGGGCCAGAGUAUUAAGAGCAGACAAGCCUCCGUAGGUGACAGGAGGUCCCCAAGCACAGACAUCACGGCUGAAGGCAGCCCCACCAAAGUGCAGAAGAGCUGGAGCUUCAACGACCGCACCCGCUUCCGGCCCUCCCUGCGCCUCAAAAGUUCUCAGCCUAAGCCAGUGAUCGACGCUGACACAGCGCUUGGCACUGACGAUGUGUACGACGAGAAAGGAUGCCAGUGUGAUGUAUCCGUGGAAGAUCUCACCCCACCCCUUAAAACUGUCAUCCGAGCCAUCAGAAUUAUGAAAUUUCAUGUUGCAAAACGAAAGUUUAAGGAAACAUUGCGCCCAUAUGAUGUAAAAGAUGUCAUUGAACAAUAUUCUGCUGGUCAUCUGGACAUGCUGUGUAGAAUUAAAAGCCUUCAAACUCGCGUUGACCAAAUUCUUGGAAAGGGGCAAAUCACAUCAGAUAAGAAGAGCCGGGAGAAAAUCACAGCAGAACAGGAAGCCACAGAUGAUCUCAGCAUGCUUGGCCGGGUAGUCAAGGUUGAAAAACAGGUCCAGUCCAUCGAGUCCAAGCUGGACUGCCUCCUGGACAUCUACCAGCAGGUCCUCCGCAAGGGCUCCGCCUCUGCUCUCACUCUGGCUUCGUUCCAGAUCCCGCCUUUUGAAUGUGAACAGACAUCCGACUAUCAAAGCCCCGUGGAUAGCAAGGACCUGUCCAGCUCCGCCCAGAACAGUGGCUGCUUGACCCGAUCAGCCAGUGCCAACAUCUCACGGGGGCUGCAGUUCAUCCUGACGCCAAACGAGUUCAGUGCUCAGACUUUCUAUGCGCUCAGCCCUACUAUGCACAGCCCAGUGACACAGGUGCCAAUGAGCCAGAGCGAUGGCUCUGCAGUGGCGGCCAGCAACAUUGCAAACCAAAUAACCACGGCGCCCAAGCCGGCCGCCCCAACAACUUUACAGAUCCCACCUCCUCUCCCGGCCAUCAAGCAUCUGCCGAGGCCGGAGACUUUGCACCCAAACCCCACCGGCUUACAGGAAAGCAUUUCUGAUGCCACCACCUGCCUUGUUUCCUCCAAGGAAAACAUUCAGGUUGCGCAGUCCAACUUGACCAAGGACCGUUCUCUGAGGAAAAGCUUCGACACGGGAGGAGAAACUCUGCUGUCCGUCCUCCCCACCGUGUCCAAGGACCUGGGCAAAUGUCUGUCUGUACAAAACCUGAUCAGGUCGACGGAGGAACUGAAUUUACAGCUUUCAGGGAGUGAGUCAAGUGGCUCCAGAGGCAGCCAAGAUUUUUACCCCAAAUGGAGGGAAUCCAAAUUGUUCAUAACAGAUGAAGAGGUGUGUGCAGAAGAGACAGAGACAGACACUUUUGACGGCACACCGCAGCCCGCCAAGGAAGCUGCUUUCGCAACGGACUCUCUUAGGACUGGAAGAUCGCGGUCAUCUCAGAGCAUUUGUAAGGCAGGAGAAAGUUCAGAUGCCCUCAGCUUGCCCCAUGUCAAACUGAAAUAAGCGCUUCGUUUUCUUUCUAAACAUAGUGGUUCCUUUAGCCAUACAUAUCAUUGCAUGAACUAUUUUGAAAGCCCUUCUAAAAAGUUGAAGUUGCAAGAAUCAGGGAGAACGUGAAAGGCAGUUUAUAAGCCCGUUAUCUUUUAAUUGCAUGAAAAUGCAUGUUUAGGGGUGGCUGAAAUUUCAAGGUGCAUCAACAUUAACACUUAGUAAUGUACCUUGAGUUUAAAAUUCUGAGAUACCAAGCACUGCUAAUGCUACAGGGAGUGUGAAAAUGUCAAGAUUAGAUUGCUUAGAAGAUUGGACAGUAUAUCUUGAAAUAUGGGAGUAAACACCUUUAAAUUUCAGACAUUUCUGCUUUGUGAUUAAAAACAAAAUACAUCUUCAAAAUGGGGUCAUAAUGUAUACUUAAACAUAAUGACUAUCAACAGCUGCUCACAAUGUAUCAAGUAAACCACAAUUUGGGAAUAAUAGAAAUGGCUGCUUUUUUCGAGAUAUUUUUUUGCCAACCCAUUCCCACUCAAGUCAUUUUACUAUCCAUGUCGUUUGAAUGUCGCGUUGUGUGCUCUUGGUGAUAUAACACUGCGGCCAGCAAUUUUGCACAUCAUUUUCAUGUUGUCCUUUAUGGCAAGAAUGUCUCUCAAUUAGAAAAUGUGCAAAUGAUGGGAUUCAGGGCCAGGAAGGUACACAGGCUCACCCUCUGACAUAUUUGACUCUGUGGAAAUAUAUUCCCUAGUGGCACAGUCAGGUCUGAAAAUGGGCAACUUGUACACGAGCAAUUGAAAAGAGCCAGUGCGACUGGGCUGGUUUCUCUGCAGAAACAUCAGCCUUGGGCUCAUCAUGCUGCUCGUGUGAAGGGCGAGCGUGAGAAGCAGUCCUCUCGGACCUGGCUUUCAGGUCACACUCAAGGGGAUGUUUAAAUGGGACUGAGAGAGAAGCCACUUGGAAAGAAUCCAGACGCAACACCAGGAAGUAAAAGGCAGAGCUCAGAAAACAACUUCCCCCUCAAAGACUGAAGGAGAGGGAGAGAAACAAACCAAAACAAAAGAACUAGAUUUUUUUAGGAAGUGAUACUUGCUAGGGAAUUCAACUACCUAAACAUCCCUUAUUCUUAUAUACAGAUAGAGAUUUUGCAAAGUAUUUAUUUUUUAAUAUGCCCUGAAUGUCUUUUACUGUUAUGUCAUACAUUUUGCAUAUGAAAAGCUAAAGCUAACCUUCCUUUACUUUUUAUACUGUAGUGGACACUUUCUAUUCUCCUCAAGAAAGCUGCGAGUCUGAAAUUACUGGUUUGGUUUCAUAGUAUAAAUGUUGAUAAUUAAAAGCCAAAUGGUACUGGCAAGGUCCGCAAAUCAAAAUACUUACCAUACACAUGGCUGCAAAAAACACCAAGGGAAAAUGAAAAAUAUAUUUCUCCGAAACAAGCAGCAGUGGCUGCUUGUUAGGUGUCAGCCUCACGAUCUCAGACUGUUGGAAUCUGGGCCAAAUCAAUGGCUUGAACAAGGCAAGGAGAGGAGAGGUAGCAUUUCAACCGACUAAACCCCAGCCACAGAAGAACUCAAGAAAAGAAGAGCUUUUUCUGUGGAAAGCAUUAGAGUUGCCACCAGAAAAAUAUCUCCAGCGGCCAGGGAGAAGAAAUAGAUGUACCUGUGGGCUGCUCAAAGGAAAGAGGCCCUGAUAUCUACCAGCCCAACCCAGCUUUCACCCCCACUAGUUGGGCUCAGUCAUUGUUUUGCUUUAGAAUUUCACUAGGCCUUAACCGUCUUCCAUCCCCAAGUAAACCACUUCUCCUCUCUACUUAAAAUGUGCUUCUCAGCCUUCUAAAAUGUUUGUUCCCUUUGCUAAACUGCAAUUUUAAAAGCUUCCUCUUCCUAUCUCCCUUGGACCCUAACACACUCCCCUGGAGUAUAUCGUUCAGGAUUUUCUCGGCUGCUGGAGACACUCCAGUUAAAAAGAGUUUGCUAAGCAUUUAAUUGUAUUCAUUUUCCAAACCCAGAAGGAUAGUCUGUUUUUAAAUACAAUUUUUCAUCUACCCUUGUCUCUACUCAACCUGAAAAUGUGAUACGCCCUCUGAGGACAUUGCUCACAUAAACGCACACGCACGCGCACACUGACCCAAAGCGUGACACCUGGCCCACGCUGGGCAAGUCUCUCCAAAUAUUAGCCAAGAAGGAGGAAGGAGUCAGCACCUUUCGGGUAGCACUGAUUCUAGGAUGUACUCUGUCUUGGGUCAAAGCCCACUGGCAGCAGGAAUUCUGAAUGUAUUGGGGAUCCCCUCUGAGGCCUCAUUAGACCUCAUGCAGUGUAGUUCUUCCAGCAUUGCUGGAGAAUGAAGAUUCAGAAAUACCCACCCCCCGCCGCCGCCACCACCAUUGCUGAGGUCUUAGUCAUAGCAAAAUGUGAUAAGCCAUGUUGUGAAAAACUUGCAUCUAUUGAAGCCAUGACCAUCUUGUCUGCCUCACUCUAGCACAAAAACUCUCCAGUGGUAAAAGAUGGUGAAAAAAACUGUAAGGUUCUGUUUGUGUCACUCUCUAUGGAAAUGAAAAGGGUGUCCCAUUUACACUCAGCAAUUUCCAUUGGUCGAUCCAAAUGGUGUCUUGAAGCACAAUUUAGCUGAGCACUGAGUAGCCACCUGCAUUCUCAGCUCAAGCUGGUCUGAAUCCUUCUACACAUAGGGGAGAAAUGAGUGAGUACUUACUUAAUCACAGAUAUCCCGGGUAUGAGGUUCACUAAACAUUUUGCUAUUCUGAUGUAAUGUUUGCAUUCUGUUCGACUAAAUUAAUAUGUGUGGAGUGCAAGUAAGACAUUUUAUUGCGUUUUUAAAUCUCUAUCUCUUGUUCUAAGGUGCCUUUAUCACCUCCCUAUUCUGCAAGUUCUUAAUCUGAAGUCAAA